CAAACACCCCCAACACACAAACACUCUUCCAUCUUUGCACUCUUGUACGCAAGAUCGCAUUCUUCUCUCAGACAUCGCAGCCGUCGCGUUUCUGAGUUCCCUAUUUCUCUCUCCAUUUUCCAGUGAUACCCACAAGUCUUUCACGAGUUUACGAUCCUCUGCCCAACAUGACUGGCGAAACCUUCGAGUUCCAGGCUGAGAUUUCUCAGCUUCUCUCCCUCAUCAUCAACACCGUCUACUCUAACAAGGAGAUCUUUCUGCGAGAGCUUGUCUCCAACGCUUCAGAUGCCCUCGACAAGAUCCGCUAUGAGGCCCUGUCCGACCCAAGCAAGUUGGACUCGGGCAAGGACUUGCGCAUCGACAUCAUCCCCGACAAGGCGAACAAGACUUUGACCAUCCGUGAUACUGGUAUUGGCAUGACCAAGGCUGACCUCGUCAACAACCUGGGUACCAUUGCCCGCUCUGGCACCAAGCAGUUCAUGGAGGCCCUCACUGCUGGCGCUGAUAUCUCCAUGAUCGGUCAGUUUGGUGUUGGUUUCUACUCUGCCUACCUCGUGGCAGACCAGGUCAAGGUCAUCUCAAAGCACAAUGAUGACGAGCAAUACAUCUGGGAGUCCAGUGCUGGCGGUACCUUCACCAUCGCUGCCGACACCGAGGGCGAGCAGAUUGGCCGUGGUACCAAGAUCAUCCUCCACCUCAAGGACGAGCAGACUGAGUACCUGAACGAGGCGAAGGUCAAGGAGGUUAUCAAGAAGCACUCCGAAUUCAUCUCGUAUUCCAUCUACCUCCACGUCGAGAAGGAGGAGGAGAAGGAGGUUCCUGAUGAGGACGCCGAUGUCGAGGAGGUCACCGAGGAGGGUGACGACAAGAAGCCCAAGAUUGAGGAGGUCGACGACGAGGAAGAGGGCAAGGAGAAGAAGCCCAAGACCAAGAAGAUCAAGGAGACCAAGAUCGAGGAGGAGGAGCUGAACAAGCAGAAGCCCAUCUGGACCCGCAACCCCUCCGACAUCACCCAGGAGGAGUAUGCUGCCUUCUACAAGUCGCUCUCCAAUGACUGGGAGGAUCACCUCGCCGUCAAGCACUUCUCUGUUGAGGGUCAGCUCGAGUUCCGUGCCAUCCUCUUCGUUCCCAAGCGUGCUCCCUUCGACCUCUUCGAGACCAAGAAGACCAAGAACAACAUCAAGCUCUACGUCCGCCGUGUCUUCAUCACUGAUGAUGCCACUGAGCUCAUCCCCGAGUGGCUCAGCUUCGUCAAGGGUGUUGUCGACUCUGAGGAUCUGCCCCUCAACCUGUCUCGUGAGACCCUCCAGCAGAACAAGAUCAUGAAGGUCAUCAAGAAGAACAUCGUCAAGAAGUCUCUUGAGCUGUUCACCGAGAUUGCCGAGGACAAGGAGCAGUUUGACAAGUUCUACUCUGCCUUCUCCAAGAACCUGAAGCUGGGCAUCCACGAGGAUUCUCAGAACCGCCAGGUGCUCGCCAAACUGCUGCGUUACAACUCUACCAAGUCUGGCGAUGAGCUGACCUCUCUGGCCGACUAUGUCACCCGCAUGCCUGAGCACCAGAAGAACCUGUACUACAUCACCGGCGAGUCCCUGCCUGCCGUCUCCAAGUCUCCCUUCCUUGACGCUCUCAAGGAGAAGGGCUUCGAGGUCCUCUUCCUCGUUGACCCCAUUGAUGAGUACGCCAUGACUCAGCUCAAGGAGUUCGAGGGCAAGAAGCUCGUGGACAUCACCAAGGACUUCGAGCUUGAGGAGACCGAGGACGAGAAGAAGCAGCGUGAGGAGGAGGAGAAGGAGUACGAGAGCCUCGCCAAGGCUCUCAAGAACGUCCUCGGUGACAAGGUCGAGAAGGUCGUUGUCUCCCACAAGCUGGUCGGAGCUCCUUGCGCCAUCCGUACCGGCCAGUUUGGUUGGUCUGCCAACAUGGAGCGUAUCAUGAAGGCUCAGGCUCUCCGUGACACCUCCAUGUCGAGCUACAUGUCUUCCAAGAAGACUUUCGAGAUCUCUCCCAAGAGCCCCAUCAUCAAGGAGCUCAAGAAGAAGGUCGAGACCGACGGCGAGAACGACCGCACUGUCAAGUCCAUCGUUCAGCUCCUGUUUGAGACCUCCCUGCUGGUCUCUGGCUUCACCAUUGAUGAGCCUGCCGACUUCGCUGGCCGCAUCCACAAGCUCGUCUCUCUGGGCCUGAACCUGGAUGAGGAGCCUGAGGCUGCUGCUGACGCUCCUGCCGCCUCUGAAGCCACGCCUGCCGCUGAAACUGGCGACAGCGCCAUGGAGGAGGUCGACUAAAUGCUUAAUACGGAGCUCGGGUUCACAGGGUACGGCGAUCGCAUAAAAACUGGUUCAGGAGUUUGGUACGGGUUCUUCGGUUUUCUUUUUAAUGGCGCCCCGACUGGCAUUUUGCCAGUACAAACUGCGCGAUAAUAUCAUGUUUUUCUGCCUGGAGUGUUUUAGUACCUCUCAGAAAGGGUGAGCAGAAUAGCACAAUCCUAGGUAGACAAUGAUGAUGCAACGCUAGAUC
Cryphonectria parasitica EP155 is the source of this 2520-nucleotide messenger RNA. Its product is annotated as regulated by circadian rhythms/ telomer maintenance. NCBI's taxonomy places the organism in Eukaryota, Fungi, Ascomycota, Sordariomycetes, Diaporthales, Cryphonectriaceae. The transcript is spliced from 3 exons. Gene Ontology annotation, biological process: protein stabilization; protein folding; cellular response to heat. Bases 168 to 2288 code for a protein of 706 amino acids. Gene Ontology annotation, molecular function: ATP binding; ATP-dependent protein folding chaperone; ATP hydrolysis activity. The record is from RefSeq and is a predicted model, not a curated record. Gene Ontology annotation, cellular component: perinuclear region of cytoplasm; cytosol; protein-containing complex.